AUGGCUAUAAUGUGGAAUAUUCAAGGAAGGAAAUUGUUUGAAGUUGCUCGUGAUUUAAAGAAACCAAUUUUCUUUGUUGCUGUCAUUCCUUCCUUAACUUUUGACAUGCUAAAAUUGUGGCGUUUCCCAAUUUACUAUUCUGAAAUGCCUGUACAAGGUGCUUCAGUUCUUCAAUAUACAUUUUUCAUCACAAAUGAGGCAGACACAGUAACAUUAUCAACUGUAGAAUGGUAUAGUCCAUAUGGAUGUAAUAGACCACAUUUCAUUAAGCUCAAUAGCUUCAAUAAGGAAACUCAAAAAUGGAACAAAAAACUUCAAAAUUAUGAAAAAUUUCUCGAGUAUCACAAUUGUGAAUUGGUCAUGAUGAUUCCAAUCCAGGAUAUUGAUAGAACAAUUCAAUAUACAUCUGGAUAUGCUUACAUUGAAAAUCUCUUUGGUGAAAGUCAGUACACAAUCUAUGGAAUCACACCAGUUAUUUUCAAUAUUGCAUCAAAACUUCAUAAUUUUUCUGUAUAUUUUCAACUUGUCAUUAUGGAACCAAAUUGGAUAAAGUCUAUCCAAAAUGACGUGCGAGUUUUUAAAGUAAAUGGCAUUGUAAAGUCACCAAAUGUAUUUUUUCAAAUUUCCCCACUUGCUGAAUUUACACAUCAUAUAACUGUUACUAAAGUAGUGGCAAAUUUAGAUGUUUUAAUGUAUGUCACUCCAUCUGAAAAAUAUACAGCAUAUGAAAAAUUCAUUUUACCGUUUGACCUUUAUACGUGGAUCUUAAUAUUUGUUACAUUUUUAAUGACAUUCGUCACAAUUUUCAUUAUUAAUCGACUGUCAAAGUCAACUCAGAACCUUGUUUAUGGACAUGCGAUUGAGACACCAAUUUGGAAUGUCAUUAGUAUAUUUUUUGGAAUCUCACAGACGCAAUUACCAAACAAAAACUUCUCAAGAUUUAUUUUGAUGAUUUUUAUUUAUUUUUGUUUGAUUUUCCGGACAUGCUUUCAAAGUAAAUUUUUUGAGUUCAUGACAAGUGAGCCAAGACGUCCUCCACCAAAGACAUUUAGCGAUUUGAUCGAUAGAAACUACAAUGUUUAUGCAAUAAAAUCACUAACACAAGUGACUGAAGGAAGCAACGGAUUUGAAAGAUGGCCCAACAUCACCACAUUAAGCUCAGUAGAUUACUUUGAAGCAUUUAUGACACAAUCGCAAAACUCUACAGCAAGAAUGGCACUUUCUGUUGAUGAAUUUUAUAUAAAUUUCUACCUAAAAUUGAAAAUACAACCAGACCAAAAAUGGAUUAAGUUAGACACUGUAGUAGCUAGUGCUUAUGAUGCAUUCAUAUUUAUUGGUCCUGUAUUUUAUUUCCGAAUGUUUAACAAAAUAAUCGAUGAUUUGAUCCCAACUGGAGUUAUGAAUCAUCUUAUUGAAAAAUAUUAUACCAAAAAAUUUAGAAUAGUUCACAUUGAUGACAAGAUUCCAAAAGUUUUUACUUUUGAUGAUCUUUCAUUUGGAUUUUAUAUUUGGCUUGGAUUUUGUCUCAUCUCAUUUAUUGGAUUUAUUGCUGAACAUAUUUACAUGCUUUUCAAGCCAAAGAAAAGAAUAAAUGCAAAAGUACAUGCAGAAUUGAAAGACUCAACCGAGCCUGUUGUAAAACUAAGUCCAGAGUUAAUUGAAAAGUUCAGAAUUAAAAACUAUUUGCAGAAUGAUGAAUCAGGAAUAUCAACAGAAAGUUUAGCUGACACUUAG
This is a messenger RNA of Chironomus riparius, 1734 nucleotides long. The record is from the annotation of a GenBank genome assembly. Lineage: Eukaryota; Metazoa; Arthropoda; Insecta; Diptera; Chironomidae.